CAGUGUGAAGGUAAGUUCCUCACGCGUGUGAAGAUCUUCUUGCGCUCGAGCUCGUUCAGCUCUGUCGCGCUCUGCUCCAGGUAGAAGCGCGCCUUGUCACUGGGUCCGGCCAUGUCUGCGGUGUCGUCGUUCUGCGCAAAGUUGCCGUGGAAAAAAGUUGGGUGGAGCUCCAAAUCCAAAAUCCAGAGCCGCAGACGCCCCACCAGCCAAUCACGAUGCCGGCUUGGCCCGCAGUCAGGGCCCGGGACUGACCUCACAUGCAACGCGCUUCUCAGGAGAGCCGUCGCGUGUCCGCCGAGCCUCACACUCGUUUCUUUGCUUCGUUUGCUUCGUUUGCUUCCGGCACUUCCGUUGCUCCCUUCUCUUCAGCCCAGGGGGACACUCGUGCAGCGCUCCCAAUUGAUUAGUGAUGGCGCCCAAAUCCAGAGACGGCGACACAGUUGCAUCUUUUAAUGGAAAAUGGGUCUCGUACGCGCACACGGCCAUGGCCUACGCUGCCUUCGUCGGCGCCCUCGUUGUUGGCAUAUCGCUCCACUACCACAAGAUCGUCCAGAAUGAGAUUGCCGGCUACCCAGAGGAGUGGUUUCCCUCCGUCUCUGCCACCAUUGGCGACCGCUACCCGGAGCGGUCCGUCUUCAUGCUCUUCAUCGCCCUCACAUCUGGUCCUCGCCUGGCUCUCGUCGGUCUCUGGUACAUCUUGACUCGCCGUCCCAACUCGACCCUCCCCAAGUUUGUUGCCGGUGUUGGCGUCUUCCGAACACUGACCUGUGGAGGAUGGACUUACGUCACGUCGACUGAUGACCAUGACUGGCACGACAUAUUCAUGAUCUCGUAUUUGGUGGCUACUCUGCCCUGGACGCUUGGCUGCUUUGCCUUGAGCCCGCGCAACCCUAUCGCCAUCAGGUACAGGAAGCUUUUCGCCGGGUCCUUCUUUGCGACCCUCGUACCCUUGGUCUACUUCUUUAUCCAGCACAAGGUGCACCGCAUCCCUGGAGCGUACACAAUCUACGCCUUCUUCGAGUGGUCGCUCGUUCUGCUCGAUGUUGCAUUCGACGCAGUCACAAUGAUCGAGUUUGCCAACUUUGAGAUUGUUGUGAAGGAUGUCCGAGGUGUAUCUCGCGGUGCUGCCAACAAAGCCGUCUCUGACGCUGUCCUCGAAAAAGAAAAGGAGAAGGACAUCGGCGCUGUCUUCUCUGGAGCCUUCUCCUGGGUUGGCUUCAUUGAUGCUGCUGCUGACGUCUACACUGGAUUUGUCUUCUGGUCCAUGCUGACUGCUCUCGGAGUGUGCGUCUGGUACUUCCCACUCUGGCAUAUGGGCAUCUCUGGUUACGAGGUCAUGGUCAUGUGCACCAUUUCUCCUUUCUUGCUCUGCGUGCGAUCGCUGCGCUUCCUCGUCGUUCGCCACGUCCGCAUCUGCCAUCUCUUGUCACUCUCCGGUCUGCUCUCCUUCCGCGCCGAAACACCCGAGAACCGCCUCUUCUCUGCUGGAUUCGGUGUAUGGAUGGCCUGCUUGUCCUGGACCGCGACGUUCUAUGGGGAGAGGUCGCAGCCACACCGUCUGGAGGCACGCAUUUCUGCUUUCUCACUGGGUCUGAUCGCAUCUAGCAUUGCAAAGUUCGCCUUCUACACAAACAACCCCAUCUGGCCCAUCAUGCACGAGGCUAACGGUGGCUGGAACAAGACCGGUCUUGUCGUUGCUGUCCUUGCCAUUCUGAGGUCGACAAGGUCGACUGCCAGCUCUGGCGCCGACAUCCCAGCUCCUGGCCCUACCAAGGGUUCCUCUACACUGUCCGCUUUCGGUAUCGCUGGCCUCUUCUUCGCUAUGCACUCUCUGCUGUCUGACUCCAGCACUAUGAUUUCGUGGGUAUGGGAAGGCUAUCCAGUUCGAGGCCCGCUCGCCGUUCCCCACGGUGCAGUCACUCUGCUCGCCAUGGGUUUUGGUCUCUUUAUUGGUCUGCUUGCGCCAAACGUCUCGCGCUCAUGGGCGUUCUAUGGAGUAGGAUCCAUUGGAGCUGCUGUCUUGACCACGUCCAAGCACUGGACUGGUUACUACGGGGCCCUGGUCAUUGCCAUCUACACCAUGGCAGUUGCACCUGCCCUGAUCUCUCAGGCAGCUCGCCACUCUCCAGCUAAGACUUUCGGUCUUGGCUUCCUGGUUUACAAUUUCAUGGUCUUGUUCCACGUUUGGGUCGUCGCGUACGCUUUCGUGCCCGGUGGUCCUCUUGUCCGUGAGCGCACUGACUGGGUCAUGACCACAAUGAUGCUCCUCAUUGGUGCAGGUGUCUUCAGCGUCUCGGCCCAGCCUGCAGCUCUGAAGAGCUACAAGGGUAAGCCAACAGUCACUGCCGCCGCUAGCAGACAGCGCUCAUACUACCUGUACGUUCUGGGCUUCCUCGAACUCCUCGCCAUCGCGACCGCCUACCUUCGCUUUCCAACCUACGACUACACCCCCUACCACCCGGAGACCAAGUCCAUCACCGCCGGCAUCUGGACGAUCCACUUCUCCCUCGACAACGAUAUGUGGUCUUCGGAGCACCGCAUGCGCGAUUUGAUAAAGGAACUCGAGGUUGACGUAAUAGGGCUGCUAGAAUCCGACCUGCAGCGCAUCAUCAUGGGCAACAGGGACACGACGCAGUUCCUCGCCGAGGAUCUGGGCAUGUAUGUCGACUUCGGCCCCGGCCCCAACAAGCACACCUGGGGCUCUGCUCUGCUCUCCAAAUUCCCAAUCGUAAACUCAACACACCACCUCCUCCCCAGCCCCGUCGGCGAACUCGCGCCCGCCAUCGAAGCCACAAUCAACGCCUACGGCACGCUCGUCGACGUGUUCGUGUUCCACUCGGGCCAGGAAGAGGAUCCCGAGGAUCGCCGCCUGCAGAGCGAGUACCUCGCUGCGCUCAUGAAGGCUACCCCCCGCCCCGCGAUUCUGCUGUCUUAUCUCGUCAUCAAGCCUGGCGAGGGCAACUACAACACAUAUGUGGGCGAAAAGAGCGGGAUGAAGGAUAUCGACCCCAGCGACUGGGAUAGGUGGUGCGAGUACAUCCUGUACAAGGGGUUGAAGCGCACAGGCUAUGCGAGGGUCAGCAGGCACACGAUUACAGACACGGAGCUGCAGGUUGGCAAGUUUGUCGUCGACCAGCCAGAGAACGGAAACGAUGUCAUCCCCGAAGACCAGGUUGCGCCUGGGCUGCGCUUCCCAGAUCUGUUCAAGGGCGAGGGCGUGCGAGGACACAGGUACCACGUCUUCAACGAGCCGCGGUACUACGCCUAGCAAGCAUCGCACUUCAGCGACCUAGCCAGAAAGGCAGGACGAGAGGCGACAAGAUCUGCAUCAAGAUCCGCAUCAAGAUCCGCAUCAAGAGCCUCGGCGAUGGAGGCGCAAUA
Messenger RNA from Didymella exigua CBS 183.55, 3381 nucleotides. RefSeq names its product calcofluor white hypersensitive protein precursor. Gene Ontology annotation, cellular component: endoplasmic reticulum. The transcript is spliced from 12 exons. The coding region runs from base 410 to 3268 and encodes 952 amino acids. Gene Ontology annotation, molecular function: catalytic activity. The record is from RefSeq and is a predicted model, not a curated record. Gene Ontology annotation, biological process: fungal-type cell wall organization; GPI anchor biosynthetic process. NCBI's taxonomy places the organism in Eukaryota, Fungi, Ascomycota, Dothideomycetes, Pleosporales, Didymellaceae.